Artibeus jamaicensis (Jamaican fruit-eating bat) is the source of this 1388-nucleotide messenger RNA. Its product is annotated as kallikrein-7-like. Gene Ontology annotation, molecular function: serine-type endopeptidase activity. Bases 103 to 870 code for a protein of 255 amino acids. Gene Ontology annotation, biological process: positive regulation of antibacterial peptide production; proteolysis. The transcript has 6 exons. NCBI's taxonomy places the organism in Eukaryota, Metazoa, Chordata, Mammalia, Chiroptera, Phyllostomidae. The record is from RefSeq and is a predicted model, not a curated record.
CUAGUCUGGAGCCCAGAGCAAGUCAGACCCGCCGCCGCAGCUCCAGCAGAAGACACCCGUCCUCCCUCCACGUGGCAACCCCCAGAGGCUCCCAGAGACCACAUGGCAGGUCCCCAUCUCUCACCCCUGCUGACCCUGCUGCUGUCCUUAGCCCUGGGAGCUGCUGGACAAGGAGGAGAGGACACCGGGGACAGAAUUAUUAACGGAGUUCCAUGUCCAAGGAACACCCACCCCUGGCAGGUGGCCCUGCUCAAAGGCGAUCAGCUCCACUGUGGGGGUGUGCUGGUCAACGCGCAGUGGGUGGUCACCGCCGCCCACUGCGAGAUGAGUGAGUACAACGUGCACCUGGGCAGUGAUCAUCUGGACAGCAAGAGGGCUCAGAGGAUCAGGGCCACAAAGUCCUUUGUCCACCCGGGCUACUCCACACAGACCCAUGAGAAUGACAUCAUGCUCGUGAAGCUAAGCCACCCAGCCAGGAUGUCAUCCUCUGUGAACAAAAUCAACCUGCCCUCCCGCUGCCAUGCACCGGGGACCAUGUGCACAGUUUCUGGCUGGGGCACCACCACCAGCCCAGAUGUGACCUUCCCAUCGCAGCUCAUGUGUACAGAUGUCAAGCUCGUCUCCUCUGACGAGUGCAAGAAGGUUUACAAGGACCUUCUGGGAAACUCCAUGCUAUGUGCCGGCAUUCCCAACUCGAAGUCCAACGCCUGCAAUGGUGACUCAGGGGGACCACUGGUGUGCAGAGGUACCCUGCAAGGCCUGGUGUCCUGGGGAACGUUCCCUUGUGGCCAACCCAACGACCCAGGGGUUUAUACCCAAGUCUGCAAGUUCAACAGUUGGAUAAAGAAGACCAUGAGAAGCCAUCGCUAAUCUCUCCAAACUCCCACCUCUCCAACUCUGCGUUGAAUGGGAAAUUUACAGAAAUUAGGACACAGAGGACCUGUAGUCAUAUUUGACUUUACCUUUGCUCAAAGUCAUAUUAAAACCUUAACAAUAUUACAUAUGUGUAAACUGAUAAAAUCAAGCAAAAAAAAAAACAAGCUCAAAACAAACAAACACACACACGCACAAAUCUCAGUGCUUGUAAAGAUGCAGUGAGACCAGCAAUCUCAACCACUCAAACUGUCAACUGCCACAAUAUUUGUGGGAGGCAGUUGGGCAAAGUACAUCAAGACCCUUCACCACCUUGGACUUAGUAGUUCUAGUAAACCAGAAAUGUAGAACGAGGUUUGAAUUAGUGGGUUGUUUAUGUGAACAACCCACAGAUUUGUGAAAAGGAUAUUCACGAAACUGUUCUGGGUAAUAAUUAUGCAGAGUUGUCAGUGGCAUGCAAGAAUGUUGAUGUUAUCUGAUGUUAAAUGAAAUAAAGGGAGACAAAUGUAUACGCA